ACCAGGACAGCGCUCUGUUCACACAGGGCUGAUGUCGUCCCCUUCCUCUGCUCCCCAAAGCCCUGUAGUACAGAAUCCCUGGGUAGGAGCCCUGCCCACAGCCCUCCCCGGAACAUUGGGAGUUGAUUGCCAAGUUCUACCAAUGAGGAUCAGCUUGCAGGAGGAGACUCACCCCACUACCAGGCCCUGACACCAGGAACUCGUCUAGAUGGUCCAGGACUGAUACCCUGUCCCCACCCCCUUUCCCCCCAUCUACUCUGACUGGCCUUCUUCUGGCUGGGAGCUCCUGCAGCUGGUGUGAAGAGCUUUGUGGAGGGAGAGUAGCAGGCUUCUAGACCAUGCAUCUGCCUUGAGGCCACCUCCAUAUUCUCGGUGUCGGAGUCAUUCCUGGCCGUCAGGGGCGGGAGCCCAUUACUGGGCUCGGGGUCGGUUGGGAAGCUCCCCUGACGGGGCUCAGUUGCCAUCCCGGCCCUGGCCCCAACCAUGUCUAGUCUUGCUGGCAGCCCACAGCCCGAUAGUGGCGGCAGCGGCGGCAGCGGCAGCAGUAAGUCAGGCAUUGUAGAGAAAUGCAGUUCAGAUGAUGCCCUUCCCCCUGCCAACCCAGAGCGACGGAACAAGAGUGGCAUCAUCAGUGAACCCCUCAACAAGAGUCUGCGGAAGUCUCGGCCUCUGUCCCACUACUCUUCCUUCAGUGGUGGCAGCUCGGUGGGUGAGCUGGUGGACAAGGCAGCUGCUGCCUCUGGGCUGGCCAAUGGGCACGACCCGCCCAUGGACAAAACCAACUCUACCUCAAAGCACAAAAGUGGUGCUGUGGCCAGUCUGCUAAGCAAGGCAGAACGGGCCGCAGAGCUCUCUGCCGAAGGACAGCUGACACUGCAGCAGUUUGCUCAGUCCACGGAGAUGCUGAAACGGGUGGUUCAGGAACACCUUCCCCUGAUGAGUGAGGCUGGGGCUGGGCUCCCAGACAUGGAGGCCGUGUCAGGCACUGAGGCCCUGAAUGGCCCUUCCGACUUCCCCUACCUAGGCGCCUUCCCCAUCAAUCCGGGCCUCUUCAUCAUGACGCCCGCAGGCGUGUUCCUGGCUGAGAGCGCCUUGCACAUGGCGGGCCUAGCAGAAUAUCCUAUGCAGAGUGAGCUGGCUUCUGCCAUCAGCUCGGGCAAGAAGAAACGGAAACGUUGCGGCAUGUGCCCGCCCUGCCGACGGCGCAUAAACUGCGAGCAGUGUAGCAGCUGUCGGAACCGAAAAACUGGCCACCAGAUUUGCAAAUUCAGAAAAUGUGAGGAGCUCAAAAAGAAGCCUUCUGCUGCUCUGGAGAAGGUGAUGCUUCCAACGGGAGCCGCCUUCCGAUGGUUUCAGUGACGAGUGGAGCCCCGGAGCGGCCAUCUCGUGCAAUGUCCUUACUUGUGUUGUCUCAAGUAGGGGAUUCGGGCGAAGACGAAUGGAUGCACCUAUGUCUUUUAGAACCAAAAAUAUUCUCUCGCAGAUUUCAUUCCUGUUUUUAUAUAUAUAUUUUUUGUUGUUGUUUUAACAUCUCCACGUUCUAGUAUAAAAAAAAAUAAAAAAAACAAAAACAUUUAACUGCUUUGCAGAAGAAGAAAAAAAAAGAAAAAUGAAUCUGUAAAGUAUGGAGACUUAAUAGCAGAGAAUGGACAAUCAGUUUCCUUCGUGUGUUGACAUUUCUGUUGUUUGUGUGGAAGAUGCAGUUUCUGUGUAGAGAAUGUAAAUUUUCAGUAACCUUUUGAAAUCUAGUUACUAAUAAGCACUACUGUAAUUUAGCACAGUUGUUUAACUCCACCUCAUUUAAACUUUGUUUGAUUCUUUCCCAUCAUAAAAUAGUGCAUAGUUUUCCUAGAGUACACCACUUCAUGUUUAUAA
Molecule: messenger RNA, 1875 nt
Organism: Phascolarctos cinereus (koala)
Lineage: Eukaryota; Metazoa; Chordata; Mammalia; Diprotodontia; Phascolarctidae
Gene: CXXC5
Product: CXXC finger protein 5
Cellular component (GO): nucleus
Molecular function (GO): zinc ion binding; methyl-CpG binding
Source: RefSeq, a predicted model, not a curated record